GGGUGGUGAAUUCUGGUCUGGAAGCAGAAAUAAAAACAAGCGUGAGAAAAGUGAUAAUUUUACAAGAAGUAGAGGGAAAAUGGGGGUUUUUCCGCACAUAUCUUGUCUCUUGAUAUCCCUGUUGUGUUUAGGGACUUUCACAGCCGAUGGACAAAGGAUUAAAGAUAAAAUGUUCAGCAAUAUUGCGGGGACGUUUUGUUUUCGCCGCAUGAAUGCCACACAUGUCACCGGAUGCAGCUCCACUUUCCGGGGCUCUCAGGGUGUGAUUCACAUCGUGAAGACGCAGGAGGACUUUGAAUUCUUUUUCAACAAUCCCGCAUCACCACCAUAUGCACCUGUGAUUCCGCCACAUCUCUUCACAAAAGAGAACAUCCUGAGGCUGAGAGAUAACGCGUCUCACGUCAUCUCCGGAAUCGUGCUCACGGGCUCUGUGAAGAACCUCAUGUCCUUCAGUCACGAGUCUCGGUGUCCAAAUCAAUUUGGCGGCCUUUCCAAAGACCAGACGUGCAGCGUGGACGAUCCUGUGAACUCCUGGAACCCCUUCGGGACGGGAAUGCUACAGGAAUUCUUUCCAUUUCCCAUCUAUCUGGUAUCAAGUGACAAAGAAGUGGCCAAGAUGACAGAGUGCUUUGAGAAGUUCAACAACUUUAACAUGGAACAGCAAAAUUUGAGAUCCUUGUGUAGUAUCGAGAUCAAUUCCUUCAUGUCGUCCGCCGUGAACUCGGAGAUUUGCAUGAGACGCGCCACAAUGCAAUAUAAUCUCGGACCGACAGUUUUCUGCGAUCCUCUGCAGGGUAGGAAUGUCUUCGCCACGCUCUUCCCUCGGGAGAUUGUGGAGCCUGAGCAGCGUCAAGUGGAUCCGGAAGAGAAAAUAAUUGUACUCUCUGCCAGAAUGGACACAGCUUCGCUGUUUGACAGUGAGGGAGCGGGCGCGAUGGGGUCUCUCGUACCCUUCACAGUUCUCAUGUCUACCGCUCAGGUUCUGGCCAAGUUACUGCGCCAGAAACGUGAUGCCAGCUCUCCUAAUGUCCUCUUCUUGCUCUUCAACGGUGAGGCAUUUGAUUACAUUGGAUCACAGCGUUUCAUUUACGAUCUUCAGGAGGGUAAAUUCCCCUCAAAAGCAUACUUGAGCAAACCUCUAGCACUGGACAACAUCAAAUUCUUGGUGGAUCUUGGCGUGCUAGACACAGUGCGUCUCCUGAAUCUCUUCCACGCCACAGAUUUCCCGCGUGCGUCAGAAUUUGGGCAGUUGAUGACGAAGUACAGCUCGAAAUUCGCCAUGAAUGUCUCAACGGUGAACAGGAUGCAAGGCAAUCUGCCGCCCACUUCGGCGCAAUCUUUCCUUCGUGAAGACAUCAACUUUCCCGCCGUAGUGCUCAACUCUCCACCCACAAAUCGUUUCUACCACUCAAUCUUCGACGAUGACAUCAAUAUCAACUACGUGUAUGGAAACACUUCGAGGAACUUCUUGACUCUGGAGGACUUGAACGCACCGUCAGCAGACUUCACCAAGGAUUCUAUUCAGCUUGGCAUAAGGAAUAUCUCUUCUAUAAUCGCUUUCAGCCUCUACGAGAUGAUCACUGGCGAGGAGUACAGGGAAAACCUCGGAGCGAGCGCUCUUUUCGUUGAUGAGUUCCUCUAUUGCUUCCUCAUCUCAUCCGAGUGUCCACUAAUGGAGGCCAUCCUGCCGGACGACGCUACUUUCCCGCCCUAUUCACCGCCCAGAUACAUCAGUGUCCAUCGCUAUCCGACACAGCAAUCCACGGUGAUGGCGUACAACACCUUCGGCCUGAUCGUGGGCCAGAAACUCGAAGGAGUGACGAAGGAGAACUGCUCCACGCCGCCCAGGAUGUGGUACCCGGGCAUUGAGAAGCAGGGCGAGUGCCAUCUCACCACGCAGAACAUCAGCAUGGCCAUGAGCCCGGCCUUCAAGAUUCCGCAGUACAACUGGACGUCUGGACGCUACUCCACGUGGACGGAAUCCUCCUGGAAGACCAUCUCGGCGAGGAUUUACCUGAGACCAUCAACGCACCACGAAGCUCUGACCCUGGCUGUCGGUGUAGUAGUCCUUGUGCUGUCCUUCGUGGUAGUUUAUCUCGUCAAUACCAAAUCCGACGUGCUGUUUGGCAUCAGUCCGUCCUCUGAAGUGAUCUCCAUUCCUGCUCGCUGUUAGGUCAUUUUUAUAUCUUCCUCUUCUCUGCUACCCAUGAAAGACUGGUUUGCGGUAUUUUAUCUGCGUGGCUGACGCGCUGUAUUCAUUCCC
Phlebotomus argentipes is the source of this 2263-nucleotide messenger RNA. It is a transcript of the gene Nct, whose product is annotated as nicastrin. Gene Ontology annotation, biological process: Notch receptor processing; protein processing. The transcript has 4 exons. Lineage: Eukaryota; Metazoa; Arthropoda; Insecta; Diptera; Psychodidae. Gene Ontology annotation, cellular component: membrane. The coding region runs from base 80 to 2173 and encodes 697 amino acids. The record is from RefSeq and is a predicted model, not a curated record.